ACUGUUUCUGAGAGGCAGAGCUUGCGAAAUCCGCCUUGGCCUUCUCUUUCUUCCCAUUUCCCGCUAUAUAAAAAUGCUCACCAAACCAGAGAUUCCCAAUUCUCAACAGCCAGAUUAGCCAUCUCUUGUUCAACAACAGAAGGGAAGACAUGGCUGUUGCUGACUCUAAAACUGCCACUAAAUCCUCCUUUGAAUCCAUCAGAGAAUGGGUUGUCGAGCACAAGCUUCGUACUGUUGGGUGCUUGUGGUUGAGUGGAAUUGGAGGAUCCAUCGCUUACAAUUGGUCUCAACCGGCCAUGAAAACCAGCGUCAAGAUCAUUCACGCUAGGUUGCAUGCCCAAGCUCUGACAUUGGCUGCACUGGCUGGAGCUGCCGUUGUUGAAUACUAUGACCACAAAACAGGGAAAACACAAGAUCGAUAUCCCAAAUUUCUUCCGCUGGAUACGUACUCACAAAAGGACUGAAGAAUUAACCUACAUGUGUAAUUUUGAAGAGGGGUACAUCAAACUCAUUAUGAUUCCAAAAUUGUGAGUUUUGACUGAAAACGUUCUUGUAUUUCUAUAUGCUACGGUUUUGCUGAUUGAUCUGUGAUGUAAAAAUGUGCCGCCACUGGUGCAUCUCGUGAUUAUUCAUCGAUAACAAGGCAUUAUUUGGUCCUUUUUUUA
Molecule: messenger RNA, 665 nt
Organism: Coffea eugenioides
Lineage: Eukaryota; Viridiplantae; Streptophyta; Magnoliopsida; Gentianales; Rubiaceae
Exons: 3
Coding region: 150-464 (104 amino acids)
Biological process (GO): mitochondrial respiratory chain complex IV assembly
Cellular component (GO): mitochondrial inner membrane
Source: RefSeq, a predicted model, not a curated record